This is a messenger RNA of Condylostylus longicornis, 1329 nucleotides long. RefSeq lists its product as uncharacterized. The transcript is spliced from 4 exons. NCBI's taxonomy places the organism in Eukaryota, Metazoa, Arthropoda, Insecta, Diptera, Dolichopodidae. The record is from RefSeq and is a predicted model, not a curated record. Bases 1 to 1266 code for a protein of 421 amino acids.
AUGAUGGAAAUUAUAAAUUUAAGUGAUAUUAAUUUACCAGAAUAUUUUAAUGAACAAUUUUUUGAAAAUCUAUUAAAAAAUAUUAAUUCAUAUGAUGAGAAAAAAUUUCAAAUAAUAAAAUUAGAAUUUUCACGUGGUAGCAAUGAUGGAGAAAAUUAUUUUAGUAAAAUAUUGAGAGUAAACAUAGAAUAUUUUUGUAUAGGUGAAAAGAAUGAAGAGACAAAUCGUAUUCAAAAUGCAUAUUUUAUAAUUAAAUAUUUACCAAAUGAUGAGAAAAGACCAUUUGGUGAGAAUUUGAAUUUUUUUUGUAAAGAAGUCGAUAUGACCGAAAAUAUAAUACCAAAAUUUGAAGAAAUUCUCAAUAUUAAAUAUAUUUUGGGUCCAAGGCAUUUCUAUAUUAAAACCGAUGCUGAUCGAAUUAUUAUAUUUGAAGAUUUAAAAGUUUCUGGAUAUAAAUUAGCUAAUCGUGAAAUUGGAAUUGAUGAAGAACAUGGUAAAUUAGUUUUAAAGAAAUUGGGAAUGUUUCAUGCAGCCUCUUUAAAAUUAGCUCAGCAAGACCAAAAUUUGAUGAAAUUAUAUGAUAAAGGAUUCUUUCAUGAGAACAAUCGAAAUACAACUUUACAGAAAAAUAUUUUUGAAGGAAAUUUAUCUUGUAUAGCUGAAGCUAUAAAAAAUUGGCCUGGCUAUGAAACUAUUUCUAUAAAAAUUCAAAAUCUUAAAGAAAAAUUUUUUGAUAAAUGUUUAGCUAUAGAAAAAACAAAUGAUUAUGAAUUAAAAGUUUUAAAUCAUGGUGAUUUGCAUUUAAAUAAUUUUAUGUUUCAAUAUGAUAACAAUGGAAAACCAAAUAACGUGAUAUUUCUUGAUUUUCAAAUGUGUCAUUAUGCUAGUCUUGGAUUGGAUUUAAAUUAUUUUUUUAAUACCAGUUUACAAAUUAAUAUUUUAAAAAGUAAAAGAAAUGAACUUCUAAAGCAUUAUUAUAAUUCGUUAAUAGAAACUUUAAAUAAAAUAAAUUUUAAACCAAUUCCAUCUAUGGAGGAUAUUGAACGAGAAGUUAGAAAUAAAGAAUUUUUUGGUUUUUUUGCUUUUGAAGGAAUUCUACCAACAAUUUCAAUGCAUCCAGAAUAUUGUAAAAAGGCAAAUGUAGAUAAAUUUUCAACAGAUGAAGUUUUAGCAUGGCGAAGGAAAGUAAUGUUCUCAACUGAUCGUUAUAUUGAAACAAUGAGAUAUUCAUUAAAAAGAUUUGAUAGUUUAGGAAUUCUAGAUUGAUUUUUGUAGCUUUAGAAUUUUUGUUAUAAUUAUAAUUUGUAAUAUUAAAUUAAUUAAUUUUUU